AGCCUCAGUUCUUUGGCGGCUGAAGUAAAUGUUCAAGGAGAGUUUGUAACACUGGCAACGCUUCGCGAGAUGUUACAGAUGCAGGAAAGAAUGUUCAAGAGCUUCUUUGACUCGAUCGUAACUAACGUGAACACUCGCCUCGACUCUUUAACUCAUUCAGUAGCCGAGUUAAAAGCAAGAAUUGCUAGCUCGGAAAAGGAAACGGGUGCUUUGAAAAACAGCCUUGAGUUUUCGCAAAAGGACAUCGAUGACUUGAAACUAGCAUUACUUAAAUUACAAGAACUGGACUCCGCCAUUGAAGAAAUUCAAGACGACUUGGACGAUCAAGAAGAACAAAUGGAGUAUUUAGAAAAUCAGAGUAGGCAAAAUAAAGUCAGAGUCGAUGGCAUUUCCGAAGAGGAUAACGAAACGUGGGAAGAAACUGAAGCUAAA
This is a messenger RNA of Porites lobata, 432 nucleotides long. The record is from the annotation of a GenBank genome assembly. Lineage: Eukaryota; Metazoa; Cnidaria; Anthozoa; Scleractinia; Poritidae.